CUCAAGUCCACUCAUCAGUCCAACAGUUGGUUUUAAUUAAAAAAACUAGCAGUAGAAUAUUACAUAGGGCUAAAGACUGCACUCUUUUUUCCAACUAUGCACAAAAUUUCUAUUGCUACUAGUACAGUAAUGCACGAAAAUACUGUUGCCGUCUCCGGCUCCAACUCCACCGCCGCAGACGCCGUGGACGACGGCGCCGACAAUUCAACCCUUACACCACCAUUACCGAGACGUAUUGUUUUCCGACUACUCUGUCACGCUUCACGCGUCGGAGGAGUUAUCGGAAAGUCAGGUUCAAUUAUCAGACAACUUCAACAAGAUACUUCCGCUAAAAUUCACGUUGAUGUUUCCACAAACUCCGACCACCACCGCCUCAUAGUUGUUGUAGCCUCCGCUUUGUUAAACAAGAGGAUAAGGCUAUUGGGACCAAAUGAAGAAUGUGAUGAAAUUGAAGUUUCGGCGGCACAGGAAGCACUUGUUAAGGUUUUUGAGAGGGUAAUAGAAGUAACUGCGGAAAAUAAUGGAGUAGUUUUGGGAGCGGAGAAUGUUGUGUCGUGUAGGUUAUUAGUGAAGGGGAAUCAAGUAGGGGCGUUGAUGGGUAAAGGUGGGAAAGUAAUUGAUACAAUAAGGAGGGAAAAUGGAUGUAGGAUUAAGGUAUUAACUUCAGGAAAAAUGCCAAGUUGUGCUUCACCCAAUGAUGAAAUUGUCGAGAUAGAAGGGGAUAUUCUGGCUGUCAAGAAAGGACUUGUCGCUGUCAGUCGCCGUCUUCAAGAUUGUUUCUCUGUUGAUAGGAAUAGAACGGCUGAGAAUCCAUCACUUGAGUUAGAUUCAGAGCAGACUUUGCCUCCUCAACCUGUUGAUCUACCUGGACAAAGGAGUUCAAUGCCACAGCCAAUAAGCACAAGCUCUUUCUCAGGUGCCUCUGGAUGCCAUCCUGUGUCACUAGAUGCUGACAAGUUUUCCAGCAUUGAUUCAAAAAUGCCAUUACAAGAGGUUGCUUUCAGGGUUCUCUGCCCAAAUGAUAAGGUAGGGGCUAUAAUUGGCAAGGGUGGAGCAAUUGUUAAGGCUCUUCAGAAUGACAGCGGAGCAAGCAUUGCUGUUGGGCCCAAUGUUGCUGAGUGCAAUGAGAGAAUGAUAAGUGUUACUGCAUUAGAGAAUCUAGAAUUACGGAAAUCUCCAGCACAAAUCGCUGUUGUUCUUGUUUUUGAGCGGAUUCUGGACGCUGGCUCUGGGAUGAAUUUGGGCACAAGAUCAUUAAUUACAUUUCGACUUGUGGUGGCAAAUAGCCAAGUUGGUUGUUUAUUGGGAAAGGGAGGUGCAAUAAUUUCAGAUAUCAGGAAGGAGACUGGUACCAGCAUACGAAUAUUUAGAGGUGACCAAGUUCCUAGGUGUGUCUCAGUCAAUGAUGAAGUUGUACAGAUUGCAGGUGAGUUUGUAAAUGUGCAAGAUGCUUUACGAAAUGUCACUGGUCGGUUGCGUGAUAAUCUCUUGGCAGCGAAGGUGUCCAAUGGUGUCUGCAGAAACAACUCCUUGGCAUCUGAAAGUAGUCCCUCUGGCCAAAUGAAGGAACCUCCUUUUGGAUUUCAUCGGUCUGGUGGUGUCACACAUGCCAUGAAUCAGCAUCCUGACUUAACGCGGUCUAUUGAUAACCUUGUACUUUCCAACAAGACAGAUCAUCCCCCAUCAUCAGGGCUGUGGUCAUCACAGACACGACCCGGAGCAAAUCAAAGAGGUGCUUUUGAUGUCAGCAAAGGAUCUAAUUCAGUUAAAGGCGGCAUAGAACUGGGAAGUGGAAGCAGAUCUGCCAUUGUGACCAAUACUACUGUGGAGAUCAUGGUUCCUGAAAACAUUGUCAGCUGUGUGUAUGGGGAGAACAAGAGCAACUUGACUCGUUUAAGACAGAUUUCCGGAGCAAGGGUUGUGGUACACGAGCCCCGUCCUGGAGCAGGUGACAGGAUUAUUGUGAUCUCUGGGACACCAGAUGAAACCCAGGCAGCUCAGAGCCUCCUUCAGGCCUUCAUACUAGCUGAAUCACCCUAAACUACUUAUCAAAGAGAUCCCAAUUUUGUAUACUGAACUAGUACAGUUAGAUCUCUAUCGACAGCUAAUGUCACUUUUGUAGGUUUUGUAUACUAUGUCAUGGGAUGACUCUUGGCGUUCUUUUGUUUUUUGGAUAGGACAUUGGCAUUACUUUUUGGUCUCUCGGGACUACGUUAGGAAAUAAGAAAUAUUUUGUUAGAUCCAAUUGACUAUGCCGUUGUAAUGCUCACUAAGGAUUCAUAUAAUAGUUUGUCUUUCCAUAUUAAAUUUUGAUUUCAUUU
Molecule: messenger RNA, 2321 nt
Organism: Capsicum annuum
Lineage: Eukaryota; Viridiplantae; Streptophyta; Magnoliopsida; Solanales; Solanaceae
Product: KH domain-containing protein HEN4
Exons: 7
Coding region: 97-2040 (647 amino acids)
Biological process (GO): regulation of gene expression
Cellular component (GO): nucleus; cytoplasm
Molecular function (GO): mRNA binding
Source: RefSeq, a predicted model, not a curated record